AUGGCCGAAGCCCUUGGUAUCGCCACUGGCCUCAUCGGCGCCAGCGACGUCAUUAUCAAGGCGGCUAGAUCCCUGACUAAGUUCAUCUCCGAUUUCCGGAAUGCUCCCAAAGAGGUGACAAAGCUCAAACUAGAACUUGAAAACCUAGAGGCUAUCAUCGCUGCUAUUCAAGGCUACCUUCGCUCAUCAAAGGCGACCCAACAGCCAUUACUGGCCUCAUCGCCUGUUGGGCGAGCCAUCCAACAAUGUUGUGACUAUAUGGGCAACAUAACAGAUGUGUUGAUGUCUGACAAUCAGAAACCCAUCAACAGAUCUCUCUGGGCUCUAAAGAACAAAGAGCGGUGCUUGGAUAUCGUUACGGAGAUCACUCGCUAUACCAAUCUCUUCCAUCUCGCGCUGAGCCUCGAUGGGUGGGAGCUGUUCUUCAAAUCUUCUCUUGAGACUACCAAGGCUCUCACUCAAAUCCAUGACGACCUGAAGAGGGUCAUAGAUGCCAUCAGACCGCUCCAGGACAUGAAGAACGACCUUGCUGAGUGGGAGGAUCAUCUACUUGCCAUUAAAGAGGCUAUCCAGUUUUCUUCGGCGAUUCCCGCCACUGCCCACAAUCUCAAUCAUCUCGAUGGGAAAGAGAAAUCUCUUGACUUCAUCACCAAGGUGAAGCUCGAACCAAAGCAUCGUGACGUUGCGAGAGUUCGUCAUGAAGAUACCUGUCUCUGGGUGCAGGAGUGUGGUGCCUUCAAGAAAUGGUUUAUUGAGAAUACAGAGCCUUGUUUAUGGAUGCACGGCAUUCCAGGGUGUGGCAAGACAGUGAUAUUCAGCUCCAUGGUGGACCAUCUCACACAGAAACAGCGAGGCUCCGACGGCCUUGCUAUCCCAGUAUACUUCACAUAUCAGGAUCCUACUCUGCAUGACGUCGACGUAGUUUUCCAAGCUAUCCUACGAUAUGCCGCCGAUUUCUUAUACGACAAGACUAGCACACGUGAGAUGUUGCAAGACUUGCGACAGCAGUGCCGACAUCCUCAAGAGCGGCCGCUCACCCUCCCAGAAUGUUUCGAUUCGUUGAAAAGUCUAGUCAAGCCCGAUACUACUCUUUUCCUGUGUUUCGACGGCGUCGAUGAGCUUCCUGAUGUCUCCCAACAGCGCUUACUCAAGGGGCUAUCCAGUCUCAAAAUGAUAAUACCUAAGAUCAAAAUGAUCGUCUCUUCUCGGUCCAAUCUGAAUCUCCGGGCCAUCGAACAUGUCGAACUCGCGGUUACCGCCAGCGAGGGCGAUUUGAGAUUAUAUUUAGAUUCUAUCGUUGCCGAUAUCAUUGACGAGAUAGCUGCUGAUUUGACAAGGCCACAUGCUGACGGGCUCCAGCGGGACAUCGUCGAUCGAAUCAUAAAAAGCUCGAAUGGCAUGUUUUUGCUUGCGACUCUCCAAGUUCGGCAAUUGAGAUCGGCAGCAUCGCUCCGUGAGAUUCUUGAGCUGUCCCAUAGUUUGCCUCAGGAGGUAGAUGCCCAGUACUUGAUGUACUUCGAUCGAGUGAAGACUCAACCACGCAACAAAAUCGCCCUGAAUGCCAUCCAAUGGGUUAGUUGCGCGUAUCGCCCUCUACAGGUACCAGAGCUACUGGAGGCAUUAUCGAUUCGGGAUGGUGAUUCGAACCUCGACCCCACAGGCAUAGUCGCCAUUAAUAGGAUCAUUCAAGCUGCUGGCGGGCUGCUAGUCCUCGACAUCGAAUCGAACGUGGUACGACUAGUACAUGACUCGUUAAGAGAUUACAUAGAUCGUAAUCAGGAAAGAAUUCUCGGAACUCCUCAUUUCCAUAUCCUCACUACUCUCGCCACGUAUUUGAAUUUUGACGCGUUUGACAAUAAACCAGGCCGAGUUAUUCCCGAAAAUUGGCUGGAUAUUGAGCUACUUAAAGGGGACCAUAAACUUCUGGGCUAUGCAUGUUGCCAUUGGAAUCACCACCUUCUUUCAGGAGCUGCUUCUGGGCAAUCCCUUGGCGUACAGAUCGUAGAAAGAACUGCAACAUCAUCGGCAUUGCUACGAAUGGCCACGCUUGCACGUCUCGGUUCUGUUGUCUCUGGAUUAACCCCCUUUGAUGUGGCAGUGUUAUGGGAAAAUCCUACCCUCGCAUCGUAUAUCUUUAGUAGUGGCAAGGUCAGCUUGAUCAACCAACCUAGUCAACGACUGACAGCACUUCACAUAGCAGCAAGAUUCAACAACACGCCUUGCGCCGAAAUAUCCAUGAGGGUGUACCCUGGUCUUGCUGUUAAAGACUACGCUGGAAACACGGCGAUUCACAACGCAGCUUUGUACGGAUCUGAAGCGGUUCUCCGAGUCUAUCUAGAAGCCGUUGCCAAGGUUGGUAACUUGGAAUCUAUCAUAAAUCGUUUAGAUCAACCAGGGUGGACGCCAUUGCACCUAGCCUUGAGAAACGGACAUCUUAAUUGCGCUAUGCUGCUCCUCAGCCACGGAGCGGAUCCUAACGUCACGACGGUAUUAGGUCAGACGGCAGUUCACUUAGCCAUUGAAUCUUGUCCAUCUGCUCUUCCUAGAUUGCAAGAGGCUGGAGCCAUAUUCGGAGGCCUCACUAAGACAGCCCGCUCAGCUCUACACAUCGUCUGUGCCCUCGGAAAUAUCGACGCGGAUCUGCGACCCGUUCUUGAGACUCUUGACCCAAAUGCGUGUGACAGCGAUGGGGUCACACCUCUGCACGCACUUGCAGCAUCUAGAAACCCAGAUAUUGCGGCAGCAGAUUGGCUGAUCAGUUUGGGUGCUGAUAUUAACCUAUCAGAUAAACACCAUGUUUCGCCGCUUCUUGCGAGCCUUAGGGAGAAGAACUAUCAAAUGGCCGAAUAUCUAUUGAGCAAAGGGGCUCGCGCGAACUGUGAAACUAGCAACGGAAUACUUCCCGGACUUAUCGCAGCCGGCCAAGAGUCUUGCCCUCCCCAAUUGGUCGAAGUUGGGUUUGAACAAUUCCGAAGCCGGGUCCUUCUUGCACAGGGCAGUAAAACGGCAAAAACCAGAAGAAGAGCGACCCCUCUGCACCUUGCUGUCCUCUUGGCACCAGUUCAUCCGCGCCACUCAACCAUCAAGCCACAGCGGUCGAAUAUCACGAGUCUCCUACUGCAGAACCAUGCUAACCCACACGACGUUUCGUAUAAUGGCUUUACCCCGAUUCACAUUGCCGUCAUUCGAGAUUCAACGACAAUCCUUCGACAGCUGUUGGGCGCCUCGGGAAGCAGCAUAGGCAAGAGCCGCUACUUACCUGAUGGAACGCCUCUACUGGCAUUUUCCGCCGUCCACUCAUCGCCAUCAUGCUUCAAGUAUCUUUUCGAGUUCGCUCAUCAAGACCAUGGGGGCAAAUUAAAUCCAAGUCAUUUCAUAGAUAUUCUUCCGCUACUCUUGGACUAUGCAGAGGGCGUGUUCUCGGAAGACGACCUAGCAGGCCGAAUUCAAACUUAUAGGACAGAGUUAGGCCUUUCUUUGAUUCCGAGAGGAGGUGUUGACCGAGACACGGAUACUUCUCUUCAACAAUGUAGUCUCGGGGGUACCCACAGACUUCCAUGCACUAGCUUUCAUAAUCUCUGCGAGAAAAUAGUAUUACUAGCGAACUUUCAGAACUCCAAAUUUCCCUCUACCGCUCUUCAUCUCUUAGAUCGGCUCAAAAGCUGGCAAUCGAACCAUGAAAAAAUGGCCGGCAUCUCAAACGCCUCGCAACUCAUUACAGAACAUCGAGAGCUGGCGUCCGAGGCUGGUUACAUCGGCCAAGUGUGGCAUACAGGGUGUCGCCAAGACCUUGUUCACGCCCUUUUCGCCCUUAGGUGGCCAGAGAAGGCGUCCAAUGGUAUGAGUAUCUCCAAAAGGCGCGGACGCCUGCGCAAUCACUCGGAGCACGGACAUCACUGGGAAGAUUCGGUGGCUUUAUCCUCAUCGUCGUGUGAACCUCACGAGGACCUUGGGUCUUCCAGAUUCGCGGCUCGACAUGGGUCCAUUGUUGCCACCAUGGCCAAGAGGAUACCGUCCAGAUUCACUCGGUCUUCGAUAGCGGGAGGACUAAGCCAGAACGAACUCAGAGCCUACGACGGAGCUAGAAGGAAUCUUUUAAACCCACCUACUUCUCCGGAGGAGAUGAAGAAGUCGAUAUUAGGUCACAUAGAUAAGCUGAAAGAAACCCUUCGGCUGCGAGAUCGAUACCCUAUCCACGAACAAGAAGCACAACGGCGAAACUCCCAACGCAAGGGAUCAAAAGUGUUUGAUAUCAUCACCGAUGAAGAACUCGAGCCUGUAUAGAAUGCCCUUACAAGGCUAAUCGCCAUUCUCUCAAUUUCUCUCUCUUCCUAGCAUAGCGCUUGUCCGUCUUCCAUAAUAUUUCCGUUGCGAUUUCGUAUAAAUAUGUUUACCGUUUUAUUUCGAAAUAAAUACUUGUGCUGGAAAUCUGUCUUGAGUGUCGCAUAGCGAGCCGAGUAGUCGGGAAUAUUGAUAAAUGAUCGAUUAUUAUGAAUCAACCUGAGAAGUGGCUGUGUACCCCCGGCUCAAAUAU
Messenger RNA from Xylaria bambusicola, 4534 nucleotides. Its product is annotated as ankyrin repeat-containing domain protein. Gene Ontology annotation, cellular component: synapse; membrane; axon initial segment. Gene Ontology annotation, molecular function: transmembrane transporter binding. Bases 1 to 4284 code for a protein of 1427 amino acids. Gene Ontology annotation, biological process: neuronal action potential; negative regulation of delayed rectifier potassium channel activity. Lineage: Eukaryota; Fungi; Ascomycota; Sordariomycetes; Xylariales; Xylariaceae. The record is from RefSeq and is a predicted model, not a curated record. The transcript has 2 exons.